Molecule: messenger RNA, 279 nt
Organism: Prunus armeniaca (apricot)
Lineage: Eukaryota; Viridiplantae; Streptophyta; Magnoliopsida; Rosales; Rosaceae
Source: the annotation of a GenBank genome assembly
AUGAGAAGUUGGAACGCGGGUCAGGGCAACAAUAGGGCUGUAAAGCGCAUAGCGGAAGCUACCGCCGAGUGGAAAAGCGACAGGGUCGUAAGAUUGCCUAUUGUGAAUAAGGAGGUUGAUUUCUGCUUGAAGGGGUGUCGUGAUGAUAGCUGGCUUGUUAUUGGAGUGAGUGAAGGGCAGGAUAAUGCGCUAGGGGUGAGCACAAAUUUGAGGAGUCAUGUAGGUGGGUCUAUGAAGGUGCGAGGAAUUGUGGCCUGUAUUAAGGAUGAGUGGCAAUAG